AUGGCGAUAUUCAGUGUGUACGUUGUGAAUAAAGCUGGUGGCCUUAUUUAUCAGUAUGAUAACUAUGUUCCGAGAGCAGAGGUGGAGAAAACGUUUAGUUUUCCUUUGGAUUUAGUACUGAAAAUUCACGAUGAGAAGGUCGUCGUUUCAUUUGGUCAACGGGAUGGCAUCCGAGUUGGUCAUGCUGUCCUCUCUAUCAACGGCGUUGAUGUGAACGGCAAGUACACAGCGGAGGGUAAGGACAUUUUGGAGUACCUGAAGGAUUCAUCGAACUAUCCAGUUUCAAUUCGGUUUGGUCGGGCACGACUAACGUCUAAUGAAAAGCUGAUGCUUGCUUCAAUGUUUCACUCGCUAUUUGCUAUUGGUUCCCAGUUGUCGCCAGAGGUCGGCAGUUCUGGGAUUGAGAUGCUGGAGACUGAUAUGUUCAAACUGCAUUGCUUCCAGACACUCACAGGUAUAAAAUUUAUCGUAUUGGCGGAUCCUCGUCAGUCUGGUGUUGAUGGACUUUUAAGAAAGAUUUAUGAGAUCUACUCAGACUUCGCUCUCAAAAAUCCCUUCUAUUCCUUGGAGAUGCCAAUCAGGUGUGAACUGUUUGACCAGAAUCUGAAGAGUGCUUUGGAGAUAGCAGAGAAGGCUGGGACAUUUGGUCCUGGAUCCUGAGGAUGAACAGCUGUAUGUACACCACACCACCUCACGGGAUCUCCCUUCAGUGGCACGCUUUGUGAACCAGCCAUGUGUUUGUGAAAGUGACAGUUAACGUCCUCUGUUUUUUCACACUUCCAAAAUAAGACGUGGACCCCCCCCCCAACAAGAUGGCUUAAUGUCCCAGGUGGUAUUGUCAGCUGAUGUUGCUGGCAUGAAUUGUUUUUUUCUUUUUUUUUUUUGUUUAAAAGUUGUCAUUUAUAAAACUGGAUUGCAGAAAUUGAGUCGUUUCGUGACUCCACUGUAAAUACUCCUCAUUUUCAUGAAAACUCACUGAGAAUUUGUUUCUGUACAUAUUACACAAAAAUAAUAACACAUUUGCGUCUUUCCUGUACAUCUGUCAAUUGCUUUAUGGAAACUUAAGACUUUUUUUUUUUUUUAAUGUUUGGAGUUUAUUUAUAUUUACUGUGGGAUCCCACACCUGUCACAGUUGCAAAUGGAACUGUAAGACAUUGCUUUAUACACUAAGAAUAAAGUGUAAAUGCUGUUUCUAAA
Messenger RNA from Chanos chanos (milkfish), 1197 nucleotides. It is a transcript of the gene trappc4, whose product is annotated as trafficking protein particle complex subunit 4. Gene Ontology annotation, biological process: endoplasmic reticulum to Golgi vesicle-mediated transport. Lineage: Eukaryota; Metazoa; Chordata; Actinopteri; Gonorynchiformes; Chanidae. Gene Ontology annotation, cellular component: TRAPP complex. The transcript has 5 exons. The record is from RefSeq and is a predicted model, not a curated record. The coding region runs from base 1 to 660 and encodes 219 amino acids.